This is a messenger RNA of Rattus norvegicus (Norway rat), 2318 nucleotides long. Lineage: Eukaryota; Metazoa; Chordata; Mammalia; Rodentia; Muridae. The record is from RefSeq and is a predicted model, not a curated record.
GCUCCGGGCUUCCGGUGACCUCUGGCCCUUUUCUGUCGUCCGCUCCUGCUGCUUAGCGUGCUCGCUCGCGCGUUGCUUUCCUCCACGCUCCCGGCUUCCUCUCCACGCUGCCCGGUGACCGUGGCGCCCGCGACCGGCGCGGCGGCGGCGGAGGACAGUCGUCAUGGCCGCCUCUAAGCCCGUAGAGGCGGCGAUGGCGGCGGCUGCUGCGCCCGCUUCUGGAAAUGGAGUGGGCAGUAGCGGUGGGACUGCGGCCCCCGGCUCGGGCGCGGGGACCCUGCCGCGAUGGCACGUGGCGCUGGCCAUCGGGGCGCCCCUGUUGCUGGGUGCUGGGGCCAUGUACCUGUGGAGCCGAAGACGGAGGCGCCGGGAAGCCGGAGGCCGGGGCGACGCCAGCGGCCUGAAGCGCAACAGCGAACGAAAGACCCCAGAGGGCAGGGCCAGUCCGGCCCUGGGCAGUGGCCCCGACGGUUCUGGUGACUCCCUGGAAAUGAGCUCUCUGGAUAGAGCCCAAGCAGCCAAAAAUAAAGGCAACAAAUAUUUCAAAGCAGGAAAAUAUGAGCAAGCUAUUCAGUGCUAUACCGAGGCUAUUAGUCUGUGCCCUACUGAGAAGAAUGCAGACCUCUCUACAUUUUAUCAGAACAGAGCUGCUGCCUUUGAACAGUUGCAAAAAUGGAAAGAAGUGGCCCAAGAUUGUACAAAGGCCGUUGAACUUAAUCCCAAAUAUGUGAAAGCUCUCUUUAGACGUGCAAAAGCCCAUGAGAAGCUAGACAAUAAGAAGGAGUGUUUAGAAGAUGUCACUGCUGUGUGUAUAUUAGAAGGGUUUCAAAAUGAGCAGAGCAUGCUGUUAGCUGAUAAAGUUCUUAAACUUCUCGGGAAAGAGAAUGCCAAAGAAAAAUAUAAGAACCGGGAACCUCUGAUGCCAUCUCCACAGUUUAUUAAAUCUUACUUCAGUUCUUUCACGGAUGACAUAAUUUCUCAGCCAAUGCUUAAAGGAGAGAAGUCUGACGAAGAUAAGGACAAGGAGGGAGAAGCGUUAGAAGUAAAAGAAAAUUCUGGAUAUUUAAAAGCUAAACAAUAUAUGGAAGAAGAAAACUAUGACAAAAUCAUAAGUGAAUGCUCAAAGGAAAUAGAUGCUCAAGGCAAAUACAUGGCAGAGGCAUUACUACUACGAGCCACCUUCUACUUGCUUAUUGGCAGUGCCAACGCGGCCAAGCCUGACUUAGAUAAGGUCAUCAGUUUGAAGGAAGCUAACGUGAAGCUUCGAGCAAAUGCCCUUAUCAAAAGAGGCACCAUGUGCAUGCAGCAGCAGCAGCCUAUGCUGUCUACUCAGGACUUCAACAUGGCUGCUGAGAUUGACCCUAUGAACUCGGAUGUUUAUCACCACCGAGGACAGCUGAAAAUCCUGCUGGAUCUAGUUGAAGAAGCAGUGGCAGAUUUUGAUGCAUGUAUCAGACUAAGACCGAAGUUUGCUUUGGCACAGGCUCAGAAGUGUUUUGCAUUGAACAGUGAACUCAAGAAGGAAGCAUCUGAAAGCAUGUGUCACUGUGCGAUUGGCCUGGACUCACAGCCCUCUUGCCCCAGCCUCCUGCUGGUGCUAUCAUAGCUGUGCAUUGCACACCCCGCUCCUGAGUUUACAGCAGAAUUAUAUCUCUACCAGAACCUAGUAUGAAAGUGUCAAAAAUAAUUUGAGGAAAUAAGUCAUAGUAAUGACAAGACUUAACUGCUUUUGCUUUCCUAUGGCCAACCCUAAAAUAAUUUUCCCUCUAAAGAAAGUUGUAUCAUAAGUAUUAUAGGUUUAAGAUGAAAAUGAAAUUACUACAUUAAAAAGUCUAUAGGUGGGAUGUAUCUUGGUGAUAGAGCAUGUGGAGGCCUAACAUGUGUAAAGUCUUGUUUUGAAUUCUGGCACUACAGAAAAGUACAUCAAAAUUAUGACAUCUAUGUGCUCAGUUAACAUGUCUUAGUUUUCUAUCGCUGUGGAGAGACAACAUAACUAGGGCAGCUUAUAAAAGGAAACAUUUACUUGGUGAACACAUUAUCAUUGUGUCCGAGUAUGUCAAAGGUCAGGUAGGCAUGAAGCUAGAGCAGUGGCUAAGAACUUACCUAAGUAGGAGAUCCUAAGUAGGAGAAAGCGGGCCUAGCCUCAAAGCCCACCCCAGGAACAUACCAUUUCCAAAAAAGCCACACUUCCUAAUCCUUUACACAGGAAGGAAGGGAGGUAGGUGGGUGGGUGACUCACCUGCUCUUCUGGAAAUGCUUAUGUAAUGUUCUGUGUCUAGUGUAAUAUGUUAAGAUUCCAGAGGGGUUUUUUUUUUUAG